AUGGAUCUCAAAAAACGCCCCUCGUCCAUUAAGUCGGAGGGUAAUAUCUCCUCUGCAGAAGGACAGGUCAAUGAUGUCGUUGGUGAUGCGUAUGAGCGGAUGCCAGAGUCGCUACGCAGUCUCAGCGAAGAUGAGCGCCAACGCCUCAAUCGGAGAAUCGUCCGCAAGGUAGACCUCAUGGUUCUGCCUACCAUUGGCAUCUUAUACAUUCUGAACUACAUCGAUCGUCAAAACCUUGCUUCGGCCAAGCUGCAGGGCAUCAUGGAAGAUCUCCAAAUGUCAACCGAGCAAUUCGCCACAGCCGUCUCAAUUCUCUUCGUCGGCUAUCUGCCCUUCCAGAUUCCCAGCAACCUCCUCAUUACCAAGAUUUCCCGGCCAGGUAUGUACAUCUGUCUUGCUGUCUCCAUCUGGGGCUGCAUUUCAGCUGCAACCGCGGCUGUUCAUAACUACGGCCAAUUGCUCGCCGUGCGUGCAGUUCUUGGUAUCGCCGAAGCCGUCUUCUUCCCGGGUGCAAUCUAUUACCUCUCAGCCUGGUACACCAAAGCCGAGCUGGGCAAGCGGAUAGCCGGUCUCUACAUUGCCCAACAAGUCGGCAACGCCUUUGGUGGACUCUUCGCCGCUGCCAUUCUUCAAUUGGACGGUGUCCAUAACAUCGCUGGUUGGCAAUGGCUCUUCAUCAUCGAAGGAAGCGCCACAGUCGGCAUCGGCAUAAUCUGCGCUUUAAUAAUGCCUGAAUUUCCCCACAAUAGUCGCAUCCUCUCCCCGAUUGAGCGGGACUUCGCUGUCUGGCGCAUCGAAUCCGAAGCCGGAGCCGCCGAGGGCACAGAGAACGAACCUAUCCUUCGCGGAUUCAUCAAAGCCCUCUCCGACCCUAAACUCCUUCUUUUGAUCUUCUCGAACAUGCUCUCUCAGACCCAAGGUUCCAUCGCCAAUUAUUUCCCCACCUUGAUCGGCUCCCUCGGCUUCUCUUCCAACACCAUCAGCCUCCUCCUCACCGCACCGCCCUACAUCCUCGCAGGCAUAAUCUACUAUUUCAUCAUGUUCUACUCGGAUCGCUACAACACCAUCUAUCCUCUCAUUCUGGGCUGCGUCUCCAUCUCCAUCGUGAUGUACAUCAUUCUCAUGUCGACUUUGAACAUUGGCGCACGAUACUUUGCCAUGAUGAUCCUCCCGUUCGCCUCGGUUGGUCCACAGCUUCUCCUCUACAAAACUAUCAACUUGCAUCUGGCCCGUCCAGUGUCUAAGCGCGCUGCUGCUUCGGCUCUGGUGAAUGCCAUUGGCGGUACGUCGAACAUCUGGGCGUCGUAUUUAUACUACGAUGGUCCGCACUUCUAUGCGGCUUUUGGAACACUCAUGGGCGCGGCAUUCCUCUUGGCUGCUACGGUGACGGUGUAUCGUUGGUGCGUACGCCGCGAGAAUAAGUAUCUCGACUCUGGUGAUCCAGACUUGAUCGGCAAGGUAGUCAAGAGAGGUGUUACAGAAGAGAUGGUGCAGCUCCGGUGGCGAUACGAGAUGUACUGA
Messenger RNA from Aspergillus niger, 1521 nucleotides. RefSeq lists its product as uncharacterized. Gene Ontology annotation, molecular function: transmembrane transporter activity. Lineage: Eukaryota; Fungi; Ascomycota; Eurotiomycetes; Eurotiales; Aspergillaceae. Gene Ontology annotation, cellular component: membrane. Bases 1 to 1521 code for a protein of 506 amino acids. The transcript has a single exon. The record is from RefSeq and is a predicted model, not a curated record. Gene Ontology annotation, biological process: transmembrane transport.